GCUAUGCUGCUCUUAAACCCAGUCUGUGCAGUUAGAUCAACAAAGAGAAGAUGCUGCCAUUAAUGCAUUUCCUCAACUACCUAUCCAACGCUCACAACCACAACUAGAAAGAGUGAAACCCUCGCGUGGUGGUUGUGCUUCUUCUUCAUUCAUUCAUUCACUCUCUCUCAUUAUUCUCAUUUCUCUUUCUAAAACUGCUCCGCCAGUGGUUGUGGUGGUGGCGCGAUGUGGAACUCGGCGGAGAACGCGUUUGCCAGAUCGGCGUCGUUUAGAAGAGAAGGUCAAGAAGACGAGGACGCGCUACGCUGGGCGGCGCUUGAGCGGCUUCCGACGUACAAGCGAGCGCGCCGCGGGAUCUUCAAGAAUCUCACCGGCGAUAUGAAGGAAGUCGAUGUCACCGAUCUUCAAGCGCAGGAGCAGCGCCUUCUUCUCGAGAGGCUCGCCGAUAGUGAUCCUGAGCGGCUCUUCCGUCGCGUUAGAAGCCGAUUCGACGCAGUAGAUUUGGAGUUUCCGAAGAUUGAAGUUAGAUUUCAGAACUUGACUGUUGAGACUUUUGUACAUGUUGGAAGCAGAGCUUUGCCUACAAUUCCCAAUUUCAUUUCAAAUAUGACUGAGGCUCUUUUAAGACAGUUGAAGAUAUACAGGAAAAAGAGAAGCAAAUUGACAAUUCUUGCGGACAUUAGCGGGAUUAUCAGACCUUCAAGGCUAACGUUACUAAUGGGUCCGCCAAGCUCUGGAAAAACGACACUGCUGUUAGCUCUUGCUGGUAGGCUAGGACCUGGUUUGCAGAUGUCAGGGAACAUUACGUACAAUGGACAUCGUCUGAAUGAGUUUGUUCCUCAGAGAACAGCUGCUUAUGUCAGCCAACAAGAUUGGCAUGUGGCAGAAAUGACUGUAAGGGAAACUCUCCAGUUUGCGGGUCGCUGUCAAGGCGUUGGAUUUAAUUUUGAUAUGUUGCUGGAACUUGCCAGAAGAGAAAAGAAUGCUGGAAUAAAACCCGAUGAAGAUCUUGAUAUAUUCAUGAAGUCAUUAGCUCUCGGUGGACAGGAAACAAAUCUUGUGGUGGAAUACAUCAUGAAGAUUUUAGGUUUGGACAUAUGUGGUGACACAUUGGUAGGGGAUGAAAUGAUUAAGGGCAUCUCAGGGGGACAAAAGAAGCGGCUCACUACAGGUGAGUUAAUAAUUGGUCCAGCAAGAGUGCUAUUCAUGGAUGAGAUAUCAACUGGUCUUGAUAGUUCGACUACUUAUCAGAUUAUCAGACAUCUUAAGCAUUCAACUCGUGCACUUGAUUCAACCACAAUUAUAUCUCUUCUUCAACCAGCUCCUGAGACCUAUGAGUUGUUUGAUGAUGUUAUUCUUUUGUCUGAGGGACAGAUAGUAUAUCAGGGGCCCCGUGAAUCUGCUCUUGAUUUUUUCAAAGUGAUGGGAUUCAGUUGUCCUGAGCGAAAAAAUGUAGCAGAUUUCUUACAGGAAGUUACUUCCAAGAAAGACCAAGAGCAGUACUGGUCCGCUUUUGAACGCCCUUACCGGUACAUACCUGUUGGGAAGUUUGCUGAGGCAUUUUCCUUGUAUCGUGAGGGAAAGAGUUUGUCUGAGGAACUAAAUGUUCCUUUCGAUAGGCGUUAUAAUCAUCCAGCCGCCUUGGCAACUUGUACCUAUGGCGCGAAAAGGCUUGAACUUCUCAAGAUUAAUUUCCAGUGGCAGAAGCUUCUUAUGAAGCGGAAUUCAUUUAUUUAUGUAUUUAAAUUUGUUCAGCUGUUUUUGGUUGCUUUAAUAACAAUGAGUGUUUUCUUCCGAACAACGAUGCACCACAAUACAAUUGACGAUGGAGGCUUGUAUCUUGGAGCACUCUACUUUUCUAUGGUUAUUAUUCUUUUCAAUGGUUUUACGGAGGUGUCGAUGUUAGUUGCAAAGCUUCCGGUUCUUUACAAGCACAGAGACUUGCACUUCUAUCCUAGCUGGGCAUAUACACUCCCUUCUUGGUUCCUUAGUAUCCCAACUUCCAUCAUGGAGGCUGGAUGCUGGGUAGUGGUUUCAUACUAUGCAAGUGGCUAUGAUCCUGCAUUUACUAGAUUUUUGCGGCAGUUCUUGCUUUAUUUCUUUCUGCACCAGAUGUCUAUAGGUCUGUUUCGUUUGAUAGGAUCCUUGGGCCGGAAUAUGAUUGUGGCAAAUACAUUUGGAUCAUUUGCCAUGUUGGUUGUAAUGGCUCUUGGCGGAUAUAUAAUUUCGAGAGACCGUAUACCGAGUUGGUGGAUAUGGGGAUUUUGGGUUUCUCCUUUGAUGUAUGCACAGAAUUCAGCUUCUGUUAAUGAGUUCCUUGGACAUUCAUGGGAUAAGAAAGCUGGAAAUCAGACCACCUAUUCAUUGGGUAUGGCAGUAUUAAAACAGCGGAGUCUGUAUCCAGAGAGCUAUUGGUAUUGGAUUGGUCUUGGUGCAAUGGUUGGAUAUACGAUUUUGUUCAACAUUCUAUUUACGAUCUUCUUAGCUUACCUUAAUCCAUUGGGAAGACCACAAGCUGUAGUUUCAAAGGAAGAGUUGCAAGAAAGAGAAAAGAGAAGAAACGGUGAAAGUGUUGUCAUUGAAUUGAGAGAGUACUUGCAGCAUUCGGCAUCAAAUGGAAAGCAUUUUAAGCAAAGAGGAAUGGUUCUCCCAUUUCAACCACUUUCCAUGGCUUUUAGCAAUAUCAAUUACUAUGUGGAUGUCCCUUUGGAAUUGAAACAACAAGGGAUAUUAGAAGAUAGGCUGCAGCUGCUUGUUAAUGUUACUGGAGCUUUUAGGCCUGGUAUAUUGACAGCAUUGGUUGGAGUAAGUGGUGCUGGGAAAACUACACUAAUGGAUGUAUUAGCUGGAAGAAAAACUGGUGGAGUCAUAGAAGGAAGCGUAUAUGUAUCUGGUUAUCCCAAAAGACAAGACACUUUUGCAAGAAUUUCUGGUUACUGUGAGCAGACUGAUGUUCAUUCCCCUUGCUUGACUGUCUGGGAGUCCUUACUGUUUUCUGCUUGGCUUCGAUUAUCUUCAGAUGUUGACUUCGAGACACAAAAGGCCUUCGUUGAGGAGAUAAUGGAGCUUGUGGAGCUCACUCCUUUAAGUGGAGCACUGGUAGGUCUACCUGGAAUUGAUGGUCUGUCAACAGAACAACGAAAAAGGUUGACCAUAGCAGUGGAACUGGUUGCCAACCCUUCAAUAGUCUUCAUGGAUGAACCCACAUCAGGAUUGGAUGCUCGGGCUGCUGCCAUUGUGAUGAGAACUGUGAGGAAUAUAGUUAAUACUGGGCGAACAAUUGUGUGCACGAUCCAUCAGCCUAGCAUAGACAUAUUUGAAUCCUUUGAUGAGCUUUUGUCUAUGAAGCGGGGAGGAGAGCUCAUAUAUGCUGGUCCACUUGGCCCUAAAUCUAGAGAACUUAUAAGUUAUUUCGAGGCAAUCGAAGGAGUUCCAAAGAUCAGGUCUGGAUAUAAUCCUGCUACAUGGAUGCUGGAGGUUACUUCUUCAGCAGAAGAAAGCCGAUUGGGAGUGGACUUUGCAGAAAUUUACCGAAGAUCAAGUUUAUAUCAAUAUAACCAAGAGUUAGUCGAAAGCUUGAGCAAGCCAAGUAGUAAUGCAAAAGAAUUGCAUUUCCCAACCAAGUACUGCCGGUCAUCUUUUGAGCAGUUCCUAACCUGUCUUUGGAAGCAAAAUCUAUGUUACUGGCGAAAUCCUCAGUACACGGCUGUUCGCUUCUUCUACACUGUCAUCAUCUCAUUGAUGCUUGGGACCAUAUGCUGGAGAUUUGGUGCUAGGAGGGAGACACAGAAAGAUCUAUUUAAUGCCAUGGGAUCCAUGUAUUCUGCAAUCCUCUUCAUUGGCAUAACAAAUGGCACAGCUGUUCAACCUGUUGUUUCUGUGGAAAGAUUUGUUUCGUAUAGAGAAAGAGCUGCAGGAAUGUACUCGGCUUUAUCAUUUGCAUUUGCUCAGGUUGUUAUUGAGUUUCCAUAUGUGUUUGCCCAGGCUAUGAUAUACUCUUCAAUAUUCUACUCCAUGGCUGCCUUUGUCUGGACUGUUGAUAGGUUCAUUUGGUACUUGUUCUUCAUGUACUUCACCAUGUUGUAUUUUACCUUCUACGGAAUGAUGACUACGGCUAUCACACCAAAUCAUAAUGUUGCUGCCAUCAUUGCUGCUCCAUUUUACAUGUUGUGGAACCUUUUCAGUGGUUUUAUGAUUCCUCAUAAGAGAAUCCCUAUGUGGUGGAGAUGGUACUACUGGGCAAACCCUGUAGCCUGGAGUCUGUAUGGUCUCCUAACUUCACAGUAUGGUGAUGAUAGUAAUUUGGUGAAGCUAUCUGAUGGAAACAUGAGCCCCAUAAGGCUAGUACUCAAAGAAGUGUUCGGGUACAGGCAUGAUUUCUUGUGCUUUGCUGCUACUAUGGUAGCUGGCUUCUGCAUAUUUUUUGCAAUUAUAUUUGCCUUUGCAAUUAAAUCCUUCAAUUUCCAAAGGAGAUGAUGGGAUGGAUUUGCUAGCCACUAAGAGAUACCGUCCUCAAUUGUGUGUUAGUUUCUCAAUAAGCAUGACAUCUGUAUAGCGAUAUAAUUAUAACAUUAUAGCAUAGAUUUUAUAUGAUUUUAGGGUUUUGAAAACCAAUAAAUACUAUCAAAAUGAUUCUUUUUUUCGUAAUUUGGGGGCAUAUUUGUUGUAAAGUGACAUAUGAUUAGUUUGUAGGGUCUUUUGUUAAGUUAUAAAGUCAGAUUACUGUUUUGUUUAA
Messenger RNA from Lotus japonicus, 4735 nucleotides. Its product is annotated as ABC transporter G family member 32. Gene Ontology annotation, cellular component: membrane. Gene Ontology annotation, molecular function: ABC-type transporter activity; ATP hydrolysis activity; ATP binding. The record is from RefSeq and is a predicted model, not a curated record. Bases 226 to 4476 code for a protein of 1416 amino acids. NCBI's taxonomy places the organism in Eukaryota, Viridiplantae, Streptophyta, Magnoliopsida, Fabales, Fabaceae. The transcript has 24 exons.